CGUUUUACAGUUAUAAGUGUUAUAACCUCCAUAUUGGCUCUGUUUAUAAUAUUUCAAAACAAACAUGAAUAAAAGUAUAAAAUUUAAAGAUUUUGCUAAAAUAUGUAGGUGUUGUUUAACAUAUGGAGAACUUAAACCCAUUUUAGACCUGAAAGAUAUAGAUUUAUUUGUUGCAAUUACAAAUAUUAAGAUAAAAGAAGAGGAUAAAAUGCCUGAAAAUGUGUGCCUGAAAUGUGUUCAACAAUUAGAGGACGUGACGAGUUUUAUUGCAAUGUGCAAAAACAAUGAACAAGCUUUAAAAGUUGUAGUUCUUAAAGAACUAGAACAAUCAAUAAAUAUUCCAGAUGAUUUGGAAGGUUGUGAUAAUGAUGAUUUAAAAAGUGAAGAUGAAGAUGAUUUUUUCUUAAAUAAUGUUAAACAAGAGAUAGUAGAAUUGGAACCUGAAGUAGUGUUACAUUUAAACAAGGAAGGACCAAUUACUUGUGAGAACUGCAGUGAAACAUUCACGAAGCUGGUUGAUCUUUCUGAACACUACAAAGAUUUUUCUAAUUGCCGCCCUAAGGAAGUGACUUCUAAAAAGGAUAUAUGUAAUAUUGUAGAUUAUUUAAAGAAACCUAAGGGUCGAAAGAAAAAACAGGUAAAAGAUGAAUCAGAUGGCGAACCUGAAUAUAUAAAAGGAAGAAAAUUGAAAGGGAAAAGGAGAUUUUUAUGUAAUUAUUGUGGGAAAAAUUAUACUAGAAAAAAUGGAUUAGACAGGCAUAUGUUAAGUCACACAGGAAUAAAACCUUUUGAAUGCAGAGAAUGUGGUAAAUGUUACAUUACAAAAGACACUCUUAAAACUCAUAUGUUAACACACACUGGAAUCAAAGCUCACAAAUGCACAGUUUGUCAAAAAUCAUUUACACAAUCCAGUCAUCUAAGUUAUCACAUGAGGAGACAUGCAGGAGAAAAGCCACACACAUGUAGUUUUUGUGGAAAAGGUUUCCUAUCAAGUUAUCACUUGGAUAGACACAAAUUAAUGCAUACAGGGGUUAAACCUUAUGAAUGCAAACAGUGUGGUAAACAGUUUGUAAGAAGCACUACCUUAAGGGACCACAUGUUAAUCCACACGGGAGAAAAACCAUUCCAAUGUCAACAUUGUGGAAAGCAAUUUAAUAGAAAACAAUCUCUUACUAACCAUGUUUUAGUGCACACUGGGGAAAAAUAUAAAAGCAAUAAUAAUUCUAAUACAGUAAAUAUAGUGUCUACAGAAAGUAGGUUCUCUGAUUUACAAGUUAAUCAUUUGUUAGCUGGAGAUAUACCUCCUUACAUAGAAAUUAAACAUGAUGCCCCAGGGUGUGAUGUAUCACCAUUUUUAGAUAAUUCAUUAGAGAUUAAGCCUUCAAUUAGUACGUCCUGUGAUCAGAGUAAUUCUUGAAUGUACAUUUAGGUGCAUUUUGAAGAAUUUUUUUUUAACUUCAACAGAAUUUUGGUUAAACAUCUUUGAACGUAUGUUUCUAAGUACUAUUUACAUCUAUUUGUGUGAUUUAUAGAUCUCAAAUCUUUAUGAAGGAAGCUUAUGUCAAUAAUUCAGGCCAUGCCCUGUUCAACACAUUGAUAUGAAAGGUAUUUCAGGAAAAAAUUAAUAAGGGUCUGAUCUGGUGAUCUAGCUCUGGCUAUGUCUAAUUGUAGUGACAUAUUUGUAUAUAUUUUUUUUAAAUUGUGUUAUCAUUGAAAAUUAUAAGUUUCUGACAAGUUCAAUCAGUUUCGUUGAAUAAAAAAGUGGAUAUAAAACUGGUUAUCAAACGAUCACAUACGCCUUUGAUUGUAUCAUUGUUUAGGUGUGGGGGUGGAAGCACCUUUUAAUAAUGUAAAUAUAUAUGGGA
Psylliodes chrysocephalus is the source of this 1865-nucleotide messenger RNA. The record is from the annotation of a GenBank genome assembly. NCBI's taxonomy places the organism in Eukaryota, Metazoa, Arthropoda, Insecta, Coleoptera, Chrysomelidae.